AAAGUAACAAUUGGCCACCAGAUGGCGCUGUGAAGAGAGCCUCGGCUGCAGAUGGCUCCAACUAGUAGGAAGUUAAUAGAGGCUGAGCAGAGUGAACGUCACAUGGGCGACAGGGGCACAGAGGUGACGCCGGCAGCGGGGAUCAUCAGUGUGGAGGACUGUCACUGGAGACCCAAUCUCCUGGAUGUAGCUUAUGCGUAGCUGAUCCCUCUGGGUCUGGAAUGGAAGACAACACUUGGCAAUGGAGGUGCACUUGAUCAGCUCAGCACCAUGUCAGUUGUACGUGCCACUAUGCAUGCCAACUGGAUUGUAGGAAAAGUCAUAGGAACAAAGAUGAAAAAAACAGCAAAAGUGAGAGUGACGAGACUGGUGCUGGAUUCCUACUUGUUAAAGUAUUACAACAAGAGGAAGACUUACUUUGCACAUGAUGCCCAGGAGCAAUGUACAGUAGGAGAUAUCGUGCUGCUGAAAGCUUUGCCUGAAAGACGGAGCAAGCAUGUCAAACACGAACUGUCUGAAAUUAUUUUCAAAGUGGGCAGAGUAGUGGACCCUCUGACGGGGAAGUCAUGUGCGGGCACCAAAUUUCUAGAAAGUUUGGACGACAGUCAUGUAACCAACCUUAAUGAGCAGCUUCAGAGUCUCAAUAUUUCAGCGGGUAAAACUGAAGAGAAGAAGGGUGAUUCUUGAAGACAUAUAGUUGUGUUUAGGAAACAUUGUGUCAUUUAGAUGUAUCUUGAGAUAUAAGUAAUAAAAUUAUUUUUUUCUAUUUAA
This is a messenger RNA of Pseudophryne corroboree (corroboree frog), 771 nucleotides long. RefSeq names its product mitochondrial ribosomal protein S17 (gene MRPS17). Gene Ontology annotation, cellular component: ribosome; mitochondrial small ribosomal subunit. Bases 271 to 687 code for a protein of 138 amino acids. The record is from RefSeq and is a predicted model, not a curated record. Lineage: Eukaryota; Metazoa; Chordata; Amphibia; Anura; Myobatrachidae. The transcript has 4 exons. Gene Ontology annotation, molecular function: structural constituent of ribosome. Gene Ontology annotation, biological process: mitochondrial translation.